AUUUUCGUAAACUGUGCGAUUAAAAUUUCAGAGAAACAAGACGGCGAUGCGGAACGUCUCUGAUAAAAAGAUAUCCGGUAGUGCUAGAAACUAGUGUUUCUGACGAUCUCUUCCAUUCAUGUCGCUGAAUCAGAAACGACGAUACGCGGCGACAUAAUGUUGUAGCCGGUUGGGCGCGGACACCCGAUAUAUAAGAGCAAGCCAGUCGGUUGGCGAGCCACAGUGCGGUCCGAUGGGAUAGGUACAACCGAUUCUCUAGUCUAGUAGCGUGUAAGAUCCCAACAGGAGAGAACGUGCCAAGUUCCAACGACGCGACGAGCGAUGCUGCAUUAACCGCGUCUGGAAACGAAGAAACCACCGUAACUUUUCCUUUCUUCGGAUAAUUAUCGCAAAACUAUUCGAACCAACGAUUCGCGGUGUCUGUUGCGCGACAAUCUUCUCGAAUGUUUGCCACUCGAUGAACUUUUCCAUCUGAAUACAGUAAAGGUGAUCGUUCGUCGCCAGGGAACAAAUCUGGUGAGUGAAAUACGCGUAAAAAUCGUAGACAUUGAGAGAAGAAUAGAAAGAAGAAUCUGAUAGAAUUAAGGACAGCGACGACGGUGUGCACGUGCGACACGAGGAAACGAUUUGAUGCUUUGGGAAGGGAAGUCUGCUCUCGUAGGAGGGCACCGUGCCAGGAAGCCGAUAUUGAUGUGAACGAGACCCUACGGAAAAUCACGGAAAAAUGUGGCGUUUAGCGUUUCUUGCAAUUAGCGCGGUAAUGGCUGGGGAAUCGGGUCCAGAAAUUGAAUAUCCCGAAACUCCGAUAGAAUAUUCGCCUCUGCCCCAGGAAGAGGAUAUGCCCUCGCCACUUCCGGGAAUGUUAUAUCCACGGGAAAGUGAAUCGCGAGAGGUGAAAUCUCUAGAUGGUAUGUGGGAUUUUGUCAUUUCCCCAUCGGGAGACGCGCUGAUGGGUUAUAGAGAGGCAUGGUUUGCCGAUGAACUAUCAAAGGUAGGAAACGCGAUGCAAAUGCCAGUACCUUCGUCGUAUAACGACAUUACAACCUCCAGGGAUUUAAGAGAUCAUAUGGGCAGCGUUUGGUAUCAACGAUCUUUCUUCGCACCUCCUUCUUGGCGAGAACAAAGAGUCUUUGUCAGAUUUGGUUCUGUCAAUUACCUCGCGCAAGUGUGGAUAAACGAUGAUCUGGUAACCAACCAUGAAAUGGGUCAUCUUCCGUUUGAAGCUGAGAUAUCGUCGUAUUUGAUUUAUGGCGGUAAAAAUCGCAUAACCGUCGCGGUUGAUAAUACUUUGCUUCAAACUAGCGUACCACAAGGAAAAAUUGUCUUCACUCCCGUCGAUAACGGAACGAUACGCUUGCAAACUUACACUUUCGAUUUUUUCAAUUAUGCUGGCAUACACAGACCAGUUUUGCUGCAUACGAAACCACGCGUCUACAUCGAAGAUAUUACUGUAAAGACCGGACUAAUCGGUGAUACUGGUAUCGUAAAAUACAUAAUUCAACCGGCAGGCCUGCAGGAGCAUGAAAUUCCUAUCUGUAGAGUAAGCCUGUUCGAUGCCAAGGAUAUUUUAGCUGUACAGGAGCCUAUUUACGGACUUUCCGGUACGCUGAAGGUACCAUUUCCUAAGCUCUGGUGGCCUAGGGGUAUGAAUCCUAGUCCUGGAUACCUUUACACCCUAAAGGUUACAUUGUCGGUGGCGAAUGACAGCAAAGUAGACGUCUACAGGCUUCCAAUUGGCAUCAGAACAUUGACCUGGACGAAUACGAGCUUAUUACUUAACGAUAAGCCCGUGUACAUGCGAGGAUUCGGUAGACACGAGGAUUCGAUUCUGAGAGGACGCGGUCUCGACUUGGUCACCGUUGCUAGGGAUCACGAGCUACUACAAUGGAUCGGUGCUAAUGCCUAUAGAACCAGUCAUUAUCCUUACAGCGAUGAAGUACUAGAUACCGCUGACCGGUUAGGCUUUCUCAUCAUCGGCGAAUGUCCUUCGGUAGACACUGAAAAUUUUUCACCGAUUCUUCUUGCACGUCACAAAGACUCGUUAUCGGAGCUCAUAAGAAGAGAUAAGAAUCGACCUUCGGUAAUUAUGUGGUCCAUCGCAAAUGAACCCAGGACGCAACUUCCGGAAGCUGGUGAAUACUUUAAACAAGUUGCUCAUCAUAUGAAAGCACUCGAUCCUACCAGACCAAUUACUAUUGCCAUGGCUCGAGGAGUUCAGGAAGACAAAGCAGGCGAAUACCUUGAUGUAAUUAGCUUUAAUCGUUAUAACGCUUGGUAUAAUAACCCAGGUCGGCUCGAUACAAUAACGACCAGAGUUAUAGAAGAGGCUGAAGCGUGGCACAGAAAAUAUAAUAAGCCUGUGCUUAUGUCCGAGUAUGGGGCUGAUACUAUGCCUGGAUUACACGAGUUGCCUGAAUAUAUAUGGAGCGAAGAGUAUCAGAAAGAAGUAUUAUCUAAACAUUUUGAAGCCUUCGAUCAACUAAGAAACGAAGGAUUUUUUAUUGGAGAAUUUAUUUGGAAUUUUGCCGAUUUUCGAACAGCUCAAACAUUCAUUCGAGUAGGUGGCAACAAGAAAGGUGUAUUUACAAGAGAUAGACAACCAAAAAUGGCAGCUUAUCAUGUUCGAAAAAGGUAUUAUUUUCUUCAAAAGGAAUUGGACGGAACAGAAAUACCGACAGAUCUCGAAGAUUAUAUAUCGCUUCAUUAUUCCUUUCAUUCAAGACUUUAAUAUCAUAUCUUUUAGUAUUUUGCUAUUUUUGUUAAUCACUUUUUAAAGAGAACAAUUUGUUAUUUAUCUAUAUGUAAACAUUGUAUCAAAAUUA
This is a messenger RNA of Bombus pascuorum, 2822 nucleotides long. Its product is annotated as beta-glucuronidase-like. NCBI's taxonomy places the organism in Eukaryota, Metazoa, Arthropoda, Insecta, Hymenoptera, Apidae. Bases 725 to 2728 code for a protein of 667 amino acids. The record is from RefSeq and is a predicted model, not a curated record. Gene Ontology annotation, molecular function: carbohydrate binding; beta-glucuronidase activity. The transcript is spliced from 13 exons. Gene Ontology annotation, biological process: carbohydrate metabolic process; glucuronoside catabolic process.